AUGUUAGCUAUUCGCGCCAUUUCUCAAAAUUUCAACUCUCUGCUGUUCUCUACUUCGUUCCUCAAUCUCCACAUUAAGUUCCUAAAAUCCUCUAAAAGAUUCUUACGUAUCACGAAUUAUGCGCACUAUACCAGCCUAUCUUACAAAUUUUUGCUUUCUAAUCAUCUUCGCGACGGAAGAUUAGACGAAGCUUGCAUGCUUUUCGAUAGCAUAACUUUUCCUGAUGUUAAUCUCUAUACCCUGAUGAUUGUUGCUUAUGGUCGAAAUAACAGGCUUGUUGAUGCGCUGAAACUGUUCGAAAAAAUGCCGAUGAGAGAUGUAAUCUCCUGGAAUUCUAUGAUAAAAGCUUGUUUAGAUUGUGGGGAUUUAGAUAUGGCUAGGAAGAUUUUUAGGGAAAUGCCAGAGAAGAAUGUUGUUUCCUGGACGACCAUGAUUAAUGGGUAUUUUCAGUUUGGGAGAGUUGAUGUGGCGGAGAGGAUGUUUCGUGAGAUGCUGGUGAAGGAUGUUGCAGCAUGGAAUUCAAUGGUCGGUGGGUAUUUACAGUUUGGGAGAGUUGAUGAUGCUCUCAAGUUGUUUGAGAAAAUGCCUUGUAGGAAUAUCAUUUCGUGGACUUCAUUGAUUGGAGGGCUUGACCAGAAUGGGAAGAGCCAGGAGGCUUUGUGUGUUUUCAGGAAGAUGUUGGGUUCGAGUGUUCAUCCCACUUCAAGCACGUUUGCUUGUGUACUGACUGCUUGUGCUAAUGCAUUGAGUUCCCACCAGGGUGAACAGAUUCAUGGCCAUGUUAUUAAGACGGGUUUCUGUUUUGAUGAGUUCAUAUCUGCCUCACUCAUAACCUUUUAUGCUAACUGCAGGCAGAUUCUAUGUUCAAGGAAGGUGUUUGAUGAGACAUUGCAAAGGAACGUGGUUAUAUGGACUGCUCUUUUGACAGGUUAUGGCUUGAAUGGCAUGCAUGAAGAGGCACUUAAACUUUUCUCUGACAUGAUAAGAAUGAGAGUGCUACCAAAUCAAUCUACACUAACCAGUGCCUUGAAUGCAUGCUGUGGACUAGAAGCUUUUGAUUGGGGUAAAGAAAUCCACACUGUUGUUGUCAAACUAGGUUUUGAAACCAAAGCUUUUGUGAGUAAUUCACUUAUUGUGAUGUACUCUGAAGGUGGAAAAGUAUAUGAUGCUGUUGCUGUAUUUAAGAAAAUUGAUUGUAAGAACAUGGUCUCAUGGAACUCAGUAAUUGUUGGAUGUGCACAACAUGGACGGGGCAUGUGGGCACUGACAGUUUUUAACCAAAUGUAUGCUUCUGCUGGCAAAUGGAGUGAUGCUUUAAGAGUCAGAACUAUGAUGAAGGAGAGAGGGGUCAUGAAGCAACCAGGAUGCAGUUGGGUAAUUCUGAAAGGACAGAGACACGAAUUUCUUUCUGGAGAUAGUUUCCAUCCUCAUAGUGAAAAAAUACGUGGAAAGUUGGAGUGGUUGAGUGGGAAGUUGAAGGAAGUUGGUUAUGUUCCUGACCAAAGGUUUGCUUUACAUGACGUUGAGGAUGAACAGAAGGAAGAGAUGCUGUGGCAUCACAGUGAGAGGCUAGCUAUUGGAUUUGCACUGGUCAAUACUGUUGAAGGAACUAGUAUAAUAGUGAUGAAGAACAUUCGUGUAUGUGGGGAUUGUCAUUCUGCCAUAAAACUUAUUGCCAAGAUUGUUGGUCGUGAGAUUGUGGUGCGAGAUUCUAGCCGUUUUCAUCAUUUCAAGGAUGGUAGAUGCUCUUGUGGGGAUUAUUGGUAGCAAUGUACUGGCUUUACCUGUGGCCAAGAGCUGUUAGCUCAAUCUGCAAAUCUUAAUCUUCAAAAAGGAAGACAUUUGGGUUGCAUGAAAAUACAAUUCAUCAAAAGGGUGAUCUUGGUAUUUUGACUAAUGUUCAAGGACUGGUACAGACAGGGAACUGACAUGGAGGUGAACUAGGUUCCUCCGUGAAGGAUCAAGAUAGUGCCAAGAAAAUGUGGUUAUUAUGAUGAAGGUGAGGGUUUGAAAAAGAGAAAAAGUAUCAGCCAUUUGAACUCGAAAAUCCAGCUCUAUGGCUUCCUAGUUAAGUUCAUGAUCUUGUUUUCUCCAUAUAAAAAAGAAUUACUGAAGUUGCAGGAUUUACUCAAGUUGCACAGGUUGAUCAUGAAAAGAAUUUUACACGGACCUGCAAGUUUAUUCCUCUUCUGAAAAUGAUGAACAGCAAACUAAGAGAUUUUAGGAGGUGAGAGUUGAUGAUAAUGAAAUAAUCAAGGCAACCAAUCCUACGAAACCCGACUGAUAAGCUUUCUUCCCAUCUGUUUUCUGGAAAAUGUUGUAAAUCUGCAAUGGGUAGUGAAGCAUUCUGACCCACUGAAACAUUGAGGGAGUAGUCAUAAGCUCUGCGAAUUCUUGGGUUGAACAGUGUUAAAAUGAAACUAAAGAGAUAGAUAGAAGUGAAGACAAUCAGGUUUUCUAGUAGUUGGAUGUGUAUGAAGGUUUCGACAAAGUAAAAGUG
Messenger RNA from Carica papaya (papaya), 2500 nucleotides. NCBI's taxonomy places the organism in Eukaryota, Viridiplantae, Streptophyta, Magnoliopsida, Brassicales, Caricaceae. The record is from RefSeq and is a predicted model, not a curated record.